CACGUAGCGGAAGUGAAAUGUUGACUCUGGCCUUUCCAUGAGCAGCAACUUUACCUGAUUUCCUUCACAACAAAAUGGACUGGAGCAAAGGUGGUCAUAUGCACGGUCAUGCACAUGACAGCUGUCAGGAUGGACACUCGGGUCAUUCUCACAGUCACGGGCCCAGAGCGGCAGCGUUUGGAACCAUGGGGCUCCCGUUCGUGCCGGCUUUUCACGGACAGUUUGGCGACCACGUGGAUGAAGCGUUGGACCUGAGUCUACAGUCGAAGAAACGGUCGCAUCUGGAUGACAGUAGCAGCUGGGACAUAGUGAAGGCAUCACAGUUUGGCAUCUUGGAUCGCUGUAAGGAGCUGGUGGAGGCCGGGUAUGACGUCAGGCAGAUGGACAAGGACAACGUGUCGCUGUUGCACUGGGCGGCCAUCAACAAUCGCUUGGAGCUAAUCAAGUAUUACAUUUCGAAAGGAGCAAUAGUUGACCAGCUUGGAGGAGACCUGAACUCGACUCCUCUUCAUUGGGCCAUAAGACAGGGCCACCUGCCCAUGGUCAUUCAGCUGAUAAGGUGCGGAGCAGAUCCCUCCAUCGCAGACGGUGAAGGUUAUCGCGCUCUUCAUCUCGCCAUCCUCUUCCAGCACAUGGCCAUAGCCGCUUAUCUUAUGGCUAAGGGGCAGGAAGUUGAUAGCCCUGACUGCAACGGGCAGACGCCGCUCAUGCUAGCAGCCCAGAAGAUUAUCGGGCCUGAGCCCACAAACUUUUUAAUCAAAAACAACGCCUCGGUGAGCGCCGUGGACAAAGUGAACAGGAACACUCCGCUUCACUGUGCCGUUCUGGCGGGCAACGUGGACGCCGCCUGCAUGCUGCUCGAGGCUGGAGCCAGCUUGGAUUUGGAAAACAUUAACGGACACACACCUCUGGAGUUGGCCCACCAGGUGCACAGCCCCCUCCUCAUCUUCAUGCUCAACCAAGUCCAACAGGAGAGGAGCCGAGCCAACUCGCGCUGUUUACGAAUUGUCACCAAAUACAAAAUGUUUCUUCAUUUUAUGCUCUCCACCGCCAUUUUUGGCUGUUUGGCUGCAAUCUUGGAUAUGAAUUCCGACUCCUGGUUGCUCAAAGGGAUCCUGCUGGCAUGCGUGGUUGGUGCCGUCAGUUUGGUCUCGAGGAAUCUCCCCAGUGCCAUGUUUCAGUCGCUUGUACCAACUCUCAUGGCCUCCAUCUUCUGGAUGCUCGUCACUUGGUGCCUCUGGUUCCUACCAGAUGGCCACAGCGCCACGGUGCAGGUUCUUUUCACGCUCACCGCCACCGCUCUGCUCUACUACUACCUGCGUGCCUGCAAGACUGACCCUGGAUUUGUAAAGGCGACUGAGGAGGAGAAGAAAAUGAAUGUCUUGGUGUUAGCUGAGGCCGGGUGUCUGGACCCGAGCAUAUUCUGCACUUCCUGCAUGCUUAAGAAACCGGUUCGAGCCAGCCACUGCCCGAUAUGUGACGCGUGUGUCGCCAAGCAGGACCAUCACUCCGUGUGGACCAACUCUUGCAUCGGAGCCAGGAAUCAUCUUUACUUUGUCCUCUUUCUGAUCUGCCUUUUGCUCAUGGGCGUCUGGAUGUUCUACGGUUGCCUCGUGUACUGGUCGAAACGUUGCAUGCACGAGGGGAACGGUCCGCUGGCGGUGGUCUUGGCCGUUGUCGACUGCUCUCCGUGGUUGCUGUGCAUCUUUUUCUUGGCCUUAUACCACACCUGCUGGUCCAGCUUCAUCCUACUCCUGCAGCUCUACCAGAUCGCUUUCCUCGGACUGACCACUGCCGAGAGAAUGAGUCUGAGUAUACACGCAAGAAACCACAGACAAUCCUUGUCCCUGUCCCAAAAUCCAUACAAUUUGGGUGUCUUGAGGAACCUGGCGUCCUUCUUCCAGCUGCGCUGCUGCGGCCUCUUCAAACCGGCCAUCAUCGACUGGACGCAGCAGUUCCAGCCAGGCCGCGACCAACGUUUGUACAAACACACGGACUUGGUGUAAAUCUCAGGAGAGACCUUAAGCCACCGCUUCGGACCAAAAAAAAAAAAAAGCACAGGGUCAUUAUUUAUUUUUUUAACUCAUCCAAAGGCUCAUUAUAAAGGGAAAUCACUCCAGUGGAUUUUUUUUUCUUUUUGUAUAGGCCUGUUGCUGCCUUUUUGACCUGUGGAAGUCAAACACAUCACUUUAUUGUAGAAAUGUAAAUUUUUUAUUGCCAUUUUAAGUUUCUCACGCUCGUUUUUUUUAAAAAUGGAGAGUAAAGAUAUUUCUACGUGCUAAGUGUGUUUUGUAUGAAUGGCAUGAGUUUCAUAAUGAAAGACCACUAUGUUAUUUCAAUAAAAGCAAAUUGUUCUUA
Messenger RNA from Syngnathus typhle (broad-nosed pipefish), 2358 nucleotides. RefSeq names its product zinc finger DHHC-type palmitoyltransferase 13 (gene zdhhc13). Lineage: Eukaryota; Metazoa; Chordata; Actinopteri; Syngnathiformes; Syngnathidae. The transcript has 17 exons. The record is from RefSeq and is a predicted model, not a curated record. Gene Ontology annotation, molecular function: palmitoyltransferase activity; protein binding. Bases 75 to 2006 code for a protein of 643 amino acids. Gene Ontology annotation, cellular component: Golgi membrane. Gene Ontology annotation, biological process: protein palmitoylation.